Molecule: messenger RNA, 1860 nt
Organism: Capsaspora owczarzaki ATCC 30864
Lineage: Eukaryota; Filasterea; Ministeriida; Capsasporidae
Product: Ero1l
Exons: 6
Coding region: 108-1817 (569 amino acids)
Biological process (GO): protein folding in endoplasmic reticulum
Cellular component (GO): endoplasmic reticulum; endoplasmic reticulum membrane
Molecular function (GO): FAD binding; protein-disulfide reductase activity; thiol oxidase activity
Source: RefSeq, a predicted model, not a curated record
AGUUGAACGAACCCGAACAACGCUCUCGUCGUCAGUUGAGUUCAACUCUGCACGCAAUACCAUUUCAUUCAUUCAAAACUCUACCUACCGAACUUGCAUUUCGUUCCAUGCGACCAUCACAAGCGAGCACCGAUGGUGCGAUUCGUGCAUCAUCGCUGCUUGUGCUGCUGCUGCUCGCGUUGUUGGCUGCGAUUGCCAACUCAGCGGCCAGCUCACCACCGUACUCGACCCCGUCGUCAUCAUCGCUGCCACUCGUCUUGCGCGAGACUGAGAAAGACCAGUGCUUCUGCCAGCUGAGUGGCAAGGUGGACGACUGCUGCUGCGACGUCGAGACGGUCGACCUGCUCAACAAUGGCAGAAUCCACGCACAAAUCUCCGCGUUGCUCGAAAACCGUUACUUUCAGUUCUUUCGGGUCAAUCUCGAACGCACCUGUCCGUUCUGGGCCGAUGAUGGCAUGUGUGCGUCCAAGGACUGCGCUAUUGCCCCUUGCAGCGAUAAUGAAGUUCCUCAAGGAAUUCGGGAGUUCGAAAUGAAACAUGGACGAAGUGCCGCGUGCGAAUCCAUCGAAACAGCAACCAUUGGACUGGGCUCGAUCGACUCGUCCGUAUCACACACGGAAAGUAGCGUGCUGGCCGAGUGGAGCGCGUACGAUGAUUCGGCAGACACGUUCUGCGAGCUUGACGACGAGAACGAUGCUGGAUUACAGUACAUCAAUUUGAAGCGCAAUCCUGAACGCUACACGGGCUAUAUGGGUCCUUCUGCAAAUCGUAUUUGGCGCGCCAUUUACCAGGAAAAUUGCUUCUUGGACAACCCUUCGUCGGGCGAUGGCGCUGACGGUCGAACGGGCGCUGAAUCGAGCGAUGGGUACUCCCAGGACCAGAUGGCCGCGCUGCUCACCAACGCUGCUGGGUCGCCGAUGAGUUCGGGCCCCCGAGAUCCCGUCCCCAUGCAAGAAAUUCUGGGCAACAUGUGCAUCGAGCGGCGGGUCUUUUACCGGGUCAUUUCAGGCCUCCACUCGUCCAUCAGCAUUCACCUGACGCACCAGUACUUUGAUAAAACGCUCCGGCAGUAUGUUCCGAAUCUAGAGGACUUUGCGCGGCGGUUUGGGCCGACGCACACGGCUGGCGAAGGACCCUCGCGGUUGAAGAAUCUGUACUUUACCUACCUGUUGCUGUUGCGAGCUGUGACCAAAGCGCGGUCGGUUUGGCAGGCAGAGAGCUUUUUCACUGGCAAUCCAACCGAAGAUGCAAGCGUCAAGGCGCAGAUCGAUCAGCUCGUCUCCACGUCGCUCACAUGCCCUAGCACCUUUGACGAGCGAAUCAUGUUUGCGGGCGAUCCAGCCAUGGCUCGUAUUAUGAAGGCAGAAUUCCGCGAGCACUUUCGCAAUGUCUCACGGAUUAUGGACUGUGUUGGCUGUGACAAGUGUCGCUUGUGGGGCAAAAUUCAGACCCAAGGAAUUGCCACCGCGCUCAAGAUUUUGUUUUCAGCGCAUCUCGAUGAGGACGACCAAGCGCCUCUUGACUCCGCCGACCUAACUCCGGAUGUCCAAGACGACCCCGCUGCGAUCAAACCGCAGCAGCAACAACAGCAGCACCAGCAACAACAGCAGCAACAGCAGCAGCACCAGAAACAGCAACAAACUGCCCGAAGGCGGCUCAACCUGCGGCGAUCAGAAAUUGUAUCACUAUUUAACACACUGGGCCGAUUGUCUGAAAGUUUGAAGGCCGUCGAAGACUUCCGACUCAUGACAAAGGAUGCCUUUUCAAUCCCAUCCCCUGUUCAAGGCGCCGAAACCUGGAUGGAAAUGCUUGUCUAGAGCCCUAGAUUUUGUUGUCAUUGAUUAAACUAUGUUUCUUGCU